AUGCUAAUCGGUCAAGAGCCCGCAUACAGAGCCCGAUUCCCUGCACUUUACAGUGAUUUCCGGUCGCAACGGACCCUCAACCCAGAUGGAUAUCACGCGAACAUUGCUGCCUGGCAAGGGGCACUAUCAUCACUGUGCCUGAGAGGACUACUUUCGAGUCGCGGAUCGAGCUCGAGUUUAUUGAUUCUGAGUGUCGAUGAACUCCUCCCUCACCACUUCGAAAACCAUCGCUUUGGUCAGCCCCUCGCCUUAGGGACUGUAAUACGACAGGCUGUAGCCGACCAUAGAUUCCUCUCAGUUAAUACAUUUUUAUAUCCGCAGGCCGCCACCCUGAGUCGAAAUUUGUCGUCUAUUACUUGGAGCGCCGCACAAUGGACUGCCAGACAACUCGGCAUCAUAGACAGGGUCAAUGGCGAAGAUAGUCUCCCUACUGGGCGGUAUGUUAUUGUGAGCAAUGUCGAGGCGGUUUCCCGAGAAUUCAAGCGGCAAACAGUCGGGAAAUCGUCCCAAUUUGACCGAAUCUUCACCAGACGACAGUUCCAGGCUGUUUACGCCCCAAUACUGGUCGCUGGCCAAUGUCUAUCAGAAGAUGACAUGGAGGUGUUGCUCACCUUCUUGUCCAGGAACAUGCGCGUUAUUGACUACGAUGGCGAGAUAAUACGCAUUCGGCAACCUUCUGACGAACCAAGGAUAAGUCCAGAGGAUGCAGCAGUAGCAUCGAUCAAAGAAUUAACUGCAAAUCUCCGUCACCAAACCAAUGUCCUCAACGACCAAAUCGACUCCCUCAACCGCGAAGUGCGGGCCGCUCUGGAACGUGAGAACCGCAUUGCUGCUCAUGCUUCGUUGAAAUCCAAAAAACUAGCAGAAUCUUUGCUUGCGAAACGAUAUGCAACCUUGCAUCAACUCGAAGACAUAGCUGCCAAGGUUGAGCAGGCAUCAGAUCAAGUACAGCUUGUGAAUGUGAUGAAAUCAUCUGCCAAUGCCCUAAGAAAUCUUAAUAAUCGAGUCGGGGGCAGUGAGACUGUGCAGGAAGUCAUGGGCCACAUCCGAGAGCAAAUAUCUGACGUGGAUGAAGUGGCAGCGAUUUUGGCAGAAUCUACGGGGGAGAUUGUCAACGAAUCGGAGAUUGAUGAGGAACUGGAAGCUUUGGAGACUGAGGCACGCGGAAAGGUGCAAUUGGAAGAAGGGCAAGGGAUUACGCAAGGGGAGGAUCCAACUGCAGAGGGAAUACAGAGUCGAUUGGCAGCUCUAUCCACGCCACCUUCUGAAAUUAUCCCAGAUAAGGGUCAAUCAAAUUCUGAAACGAUUGAGGCACGAGUUGCUGGCUUAUCACUGGAGCACAGUUAA
Messenger RNA from Pochonia chlamydosporia 170, 1347 nucleotides. RefSeq names its product vacuolar sorting protein SNF7 family protein. The transcript has a single exon. Gene Ontology annotation, biological process: vesicle budding from membrane; late endosome to vacuole transport via multivesicular body sorting pathway. The record is from RefSeq and is a predicted model, not a curated record. Gene Ontology annotation, cellular component: ESCRT III complex; cytoplasmic side of plasma membrane; multivesicular body. Bases 1 to 1347 code for a protein of 448 amino acids. NCBI's taxonomy places the organism in Eukaryota, Fungi, Ascomycota, Sordariomycetes, Hypocreales, Clavicipitaceae.